ACGAAAAUGGCGACUGCCAUGGUGGGAAGGACGGCGUGGUGCUGAGAAGACACGGUCUUCGAGGUUUGAAAAACACAGCAAAAUGGCAGCUGCACCGUCAAGUCUGGGAACACAAAUCCGUGAAGAACUGUCCUGCAGCAUCUGCCUGGAGCUGUUCACCAGGCCCAAAGUGAUGCCCUGUCAGCACACCUUCUGUCAGGACUGUCUACAGGACCAUGCAGAGAGGAGAGGAACUUUCCAGUGCCCAAUCUGUCGUCGGCAGGUCAGGCUGCCACCCCUGGGGGUUGCAGGUUUGCCGGACAAUCUCAUGGCCGCAAGUAUGUGUGAAAGAUUCCAAGUGAUAGUCCAGUCUCUCCCAUCUGCACCAAUCACAGCAGCACCUGCAGCAAAGGGCACACGUCAACACCAUGGUAACCAAAGGCAAGUGGUCCAGUCUCUCUCAUCUGCAUCAAUCCCAGCAGCACCUGUAGCAAGGGGCACAGGUCAUCACCAUGGUAACCAAAGGCAAGAGGAGCAUCAGCCUCAGAAGGUGACAUUUGGUGGAGAGGGAUUAGGAGCAGGGCAGUUCAAUGGCCCAUGGGGAGUUACAGUGUCAGAUGAAGGGGAGAUCUUUGUAGUUGGCUGGGAGAACCAGAGAAUCCAAGUCUUCACCCUGCAGGGAAAAGUUGUCCGAGAGUUUCCAACAGUUGUGUCAGGUGAAGAGGAUAUGGGACCACAUGAUGCGGCCCUGGACAGGGAGGGGAACCUGUGGGUGGUGGGUGGGACAGACUCUGCUGACUUUGCUGUGCAUUACAACAAACACGGCAGGGUGCUGAGGAAGUUUGACCUACAGAGGACAGGGAGGGCGAGAGGAGUUGCCGUGGACACCAGGAGGAACCACAUCUUCAUCACACAAACCACAGGAGACUGGCCCAACCUGCAUGGUGAAGUUUUGGUGUUCAGGCCAGAUGGAACACUUGAGAGAACUGUGGGUCAGCAGCAGGGGAUGAAGCACCCAUGGUACCUCACUGUGGACAGGGAAGGGAACAUUCUUGUGUCAGAUGAGGUGAAUCAGUAUGUCUAUGUGUACAACGAGGACGGACUGUUUCUGUUCCAGUUUGGAGGUGAGGGAAGUGGUGAAGGUCAGCUGAAGUAUCCCCUUGGCCUCUGUACAGACAGGGCAGGGAACAUCAUUGUGGCAGUGGGGGGAAACAGCCGUGUGGAGAUGUUUGACAAGACAGGAAAAUUCCUCAAACACAUCACUGCAGACCUGAAAUGGCCACAGGCUGUUGCCAUGACAACACAGGGACAGCUGGUAGUAACUGAUCGUGUUGAGCACAAAGUCAGCAUAUUCCAGAACUUCUGGAUCUAAGUGAUGUGAUGAU
Messenger RNA from Branchiostoma belcheri (Belcher's lancelet), 1364 nucleotides. RefSeq names its product tripartite motif-containing protein 3-like. Gene Ontology annotation, molecular function: protein binding. Gene Ontology annotation, cellular component: extracellular region. NCBI's taxonomy places the organism in Eukaryota, Metazoa, Chordata, Leptocardii, Amphioxiformes, Branchiostomatidae. The transcript has 2 exons. The record is from RefSeq and is a predicted model, not a curated record. The coding region runs from base 83 to 1351 and encodes 422 amino acids.